UAAUGUUUAUUGUAGUGGAGACGCACCGGAUAGCCACUCUACAUAUUUCAAAUACUGUAAUUACUUAAGACAUUUGAAAAAAAAAAAAAGAAAACUCAAAGGGGAUGCUCCAUGGAAGAGAUGCAGUACACACAUAGGGAAAGGAGAAUGAACCACAGGAAAACGUUCUUCGUCGAGUGCUGAAAAUUGAGACAUCGUCCCGGUAAAUAUGGAAGUGGAUGGAAGAAGAAAACAAGGCAGGCCGAAUAAGAGAUGGGAGAUGAUUUGGAAAAAAAAGAGAGGAGGUUGAGUGGAGAGGAGGCAGAAGAUAGAGAGCCUUAUGAAAAAAAAUCAGUGAGGAACAGGGACCCUAUAUCAUAAAGGGUACCUAGGAACUGAUGAAGAAAGGAAGACAAAAGGAAAGUAAUCUAAAGUUAUUCAAGGCGUAACAGGCCAGAAGAAGAAGAGUAAAUGAUUCAAGGCGUAACAAGUCCCAAGAAGAGGAAGAGGAACGAAAGCCUCAGCUGUGGACCAAAACAAACAGUGCUUCGCUCAGCUGUUGGCGCCUUCAGGCGUAUCAGCCUCAUUACAUCUUUACUUUAUUGCAAUAUUCGGCCUCAACGCGCACUUCUGUAGUUAGCUAGUGCAAUAUUACAUCUGGCAACCUCUCCAACUUCACUUACCAAACCAGUUUAUGACCACGAAGGCAGGCACAAGACAGGUGGCCUGAAGAUUAGAACGAUGAUGAAAUAUGAAUAACUGUCAGCUGAGCACAGAACAAAAUCGAAUGGUGAACACUGGAGGUUAGUGUGGGAAGAUAAUGAGAGAAGAGGAUACUGGUCUGAUCAAUCCCUUCAGCCUCACUCACCAGCCCUGCACCUGACCACGAAGGCAUAAGUCAGGUCACUUUGAGGUUACGGACCGGGAUUGUCAGCUGAUUAGAGCGAUAAUGAAACAUGAAUGACCGUCAGCUAGGCACAGGACAAGAUCAAAUGGUGAACACAGUGGAAACAAGUGUGGCAUGUUUAUGAGAGAUUGGUCUUGUUAACUUCGCAUAUUGGAGCAACUCACGAUAGGUGAUAUGAACCAUUUUCAGCACACGCUCGGGCCCCUUACUGCCUCGCCUCGCUCUCACCUGUGCCCUCUGCUUCAAGGUAGCUAGCAGUGAUUAGUGUAAGCCUUACCUUUCACUCUUAGCACAGGUAUAGUCUCCCAAAGUUAUGCUAGUAAUUAUUAUGAGGUUAUAGGCUCUGUAUUAUCCCUUUGCACCUUGUAGUAAAAGCAGAAAAGGUUUUAUUGCUGUUUCAACUAAUACACCGUACAUAACUAUAGCCCUUUGUAGGGUCUAUAUAUCACUGUUUAGAUCAUUUCUAGCCCCAAUUUACCCUGUCGGAAAUUAGUAAUAAGUUUACCUUACGGGGGGAUCCCGGUGGGCGAAGCCUUCCCAGUUAGGUUACAAAAUGUCAGGUUAGCUUAAUUUACAGUAUGGAGGGUCCAGGGGAGGCCAAAGUCCCUCAGUUAGGAGGUUACAAAAUGUUAGGUUAGGUUAGUUUACGAUAUGGGGGUCUGGCAGGUUAGGGGAUGGCCAAGAGGGGAAUAUUGGUUGAAAAGGCAAAUUUACUGCAGAAAAUAUAUCCAUAAUGUACAUAAGUGAGGAGUUAUAGGCUCCAAUCUGAUAAUUAUCAAGGAAACAUGGAACAUUUUUUUUUAUUGUUGUAAAGGUUUCCUCAAUCACAGGUUAUUGUAUUUUGAUUAUGUGGUUCUAUUAAUUUUUUUUCCUAUGUAUAUUUAUAGUUUUCUGGUAUUGUUUUGGAAUUAUGCUGAUCUCAUUACUAAGAACACCUGUGUCAUAUGCAUGAGUUGCUGUUUACUCACAGAAGAGUUGUAUUGCUUUUCCAUUAUAUAUGUUACUCAUUUUUAAGAUUAAAAUUUCUUAUAUAAUUAAUAUUCUGUUUCAUCCCUAAAUUGUCAUUAGCUGAUAGAUCUAAAUGAACUAUGUUUACUAUAUUAAAGCAAACUUUAUAUACAUACAUACAGUUGCAAACCUCCUGCCUGUCACCUCAGGAGUAGUGGCAAUGAACACAGGGAUAACUUUACUCAAGACAGCACACAGUACUGUAGGUGGUGAUGACAUGCUUGGGUACACAAGACACAUGUUUAUCCUCCAAAUACAGCUACAGGACAUGGUUAACACUCAAAAACAUGUCUUAUUCUGGCUCUCAGACACACUACACACACGUCCUUACUGUGCUGCAUUCAAUUCCCAACUCAGCUGCACUCUCCAGCAGCAGGAAAACCUCACAGCCAGCAGGACAUCUACCUCCACACAGUUCCCUCAGUUUUGUGGUAGUGCCUUUGAUGGUUUUUUACUCUCCGUUCUUCAGAAGACCAAUAAUAGCGCCUGUCUUUUGGACACCUCCACAUUCUUUCAGAGUCCAUUCCAGCUAGCAGUGUGUUUGUUCAUCAGCAGGUGCCAAGACACAAUGGGAGACAAAAUGUUGGUGUUGUCCUGGAAAUACCACAAUGUCACCUUCUCAAACAUCAUCUCAAAGUUCCGAGACAAGGGCAACUACAGUGACGUGACAGUGGCAUGUGAGGGAAAGUUCUACCCUGCCCACAAGUUGGUGCUGGCAGCUUGCAGUGAGUACUUUGAGGACAUGUUUCAGCACACUGCUUGCAAGCACCCCAUUGUUGUGCUAAAGGACAUUACAGCCAAGAACCUUGAGGCACUGCUCAGCUACAUGUACUCUGGCGUAGCCAACAUCUCCCAGGAUGAAUUGGCCAGCCUCAUCCGUGCUGCCGAGUCUCUGUGCAUCAAGGGUCUGGCUGUGCCAGAUGACAGCAUGAACGACUCAACUGAAGCAGCCGCUGCAGCCACCACCACAUUUGCUGCUGCUGCUGCUGCCAAGCCCAAGCGCAGAAAGAAAGAGCGCUGCAGUGAUACUGUUGCAUCUCAGGAUGAGGAUUACUGUGAGGUGGAGGAAAGCAGCACAGCAGGGGAAUGCCAGGAAGUGAUUCAUGGUGCUGAGAAGGUGAGGGGCAUAAACAGUGGCAACAUCUCAGAGCCUCCCUUGCUCUUGCCUCCUGCGUCCCCAACACACAACACUGGAGCCCUUGAAUGCACUCCUGAUGUAUCCUUUAAGAGCCCUCUUGAGGAUGUGGUGGUGAAGGAGGAACUUUCUGAGAGCAGCCCUGGCCUGUGCUAUGAUGGCCAGCUAGAUUGUGCCCCAGAUGGCUUCCCCCCUUCAGCCACCACUACUGGUUUGACAGGGGGAAUGGGAACCAGCUCACAGCCACAGAAUUAUCUGUGUACCAUGGAGGGAGGUGGAGGAGCAGUGCCUGGCCUACAACAGCAGCAGAACCAGCAACAACAACCACUACCACUACCUCAGCAACACUUGACUGAAGCAGGCAUGCCAGGCUCCUCAGGAAUUUCACAGAGCCUUCAUGAGACUGAUGGGUGUUAUGACGGCUUUCCCAACCUUGACAGCCUUAACUGUGAGGGACAAAUGGAGCUGUACAGUCAAUUCAACUUACAAACAACUCCAUUUCACCUGCCUCAACUUGGCAUGGAUGGAGGGCGUAGGGGGAGGGCACCUAAACUGGCAGGUGGCACUGGAAGGGGAGGCAGACCCCGCUCCCUUAAGGUCCACCGCUGCACCCACUGCAGCUAUUCCACCCCCUGGCACUCUGUCUUUGUGAGGCACUGCCGUACCCACUCAGGAGAGAAACCCUUCAUCUGCUCCUUCUGUCCCUUUCGCUCCAGCCGCAAGAGUGUUAUCAAGAGGCACUGUCUGAGCAAGCACUCAUGAAUCCACCUUUACAGACCUUCAGACUAUGUAUUUCCUAUACUUCAUCACACCAGGUCUGGCAUAGUAAUUUUGCCACCUGAGGACACACAACGGUGAUGCUACUAAACACUGAUUGGCCAAAAUAUUCAUGUUUUCCCGUCAGCAGCAGAUUGAUUUUGUCUUUGACCAAAAGCCAUAGUUAUUUUUAAGAUUUGUACAUGUAUAAUCUAGUACCUUAUAAGUAAGUUGAGGUUCUGGUUAAAGUAUAAAAUCACUUUGCCCCAUGUCCUAAAAACACAUCUUAAAAAGAAGAAAUACAUUACCCACUUAGCUAAUGAGAACAACACUCAUUGACAGUGUUACAAAGUUUGUGUAUUUGCAGGUGGCAAAACUUCUAUCCCGAAGUCGAUGAAACAAUAUAGUGCCUCCCCCUCUUCUGGCCCAGUGACUUCCUCCUUUACCUGGUGAUCUCCUUAUUCAUGUAUUUUCUCUCAGUGACAUCCAUAUGUUAGUGAUGCACAUUUACUCUGUACUGGUGACUUGCAUCUUUUCCCAGUGACAUUUACUUUGUGACUCCUACCCUCCCAGGUAACAAAUGCAUCUUCAGUUGGUGAUCUGGGAUUCAGAUUUUCUCCCAGUGCCUCACCGUCUCUUUCUUCCUUCCCAGGUGUCUUACUUCUCCAGGAAAUUCCCUCAUGAGUUCCCUGGUGAUGUUCAGGGAUGUGUGUGUGUAUGUGCACUUGUGUGUUGGUUUGCUCAUGUGCUUUAAUGUGUUGGGUCUGUUUAUGAAGAUAUAUGUACAAUAUAGUACACGCACACACCCACACCAUGAUUGAUGCAUAUUAUUGAGUCAAAAUUGGUUACAGAAUUGUUGCUUUUAUUUAUAUACCAAUGAUAAGUUGAUGUUAAAUAUCUACGAGUAUGUAUAUAUUGUUUUGUAAGAAAGGAUGUAUAAAUCAUAUAUACUAUUACCAAAGAUCAGAUAUGUUGUAUCAUAUUUGACAUUAAUAUAUAUAUAUAUAUAUAUAUAUAUAAUCUUGCAUCUCA
Molecule: messenger RNA, 4817 nt
Organism: Scylla paramamosain (green mud crab)
Lineage: Eukaryota; Metazoa; Arthropoda; Malacostraca; Decapoda; Portunidae
Product: protein bric-a-brac 1-like
Exons: 7
Coding region: 1968-3791 (607 amino acids)
Biological process (GO): regulation of transcription by RNA polymerase II
Cellular component (GO): nucleus
Molecular function (GO): protein binding
Source: RefSeq, a predicted model, not a curated record